This is a messenger RNA of Penicillium canescens, 1104 nucleotides long. RefSeq lists its product as uncharacterized. Gene Ontology annotation, cellular component: membrane. The record is from RefSeq and is a predicted model, not a curated record. Lineage: Eukaryota; Fungi; Ascomycota; Eurotiomycetes; Eurotiales; Aspergillaceae. The transcript has 5 exons. Bases 1 to 1104 code for a protein of 367 amino acids. Gene Ontology annotation, molecular function: transmembrane transporter activity.
AUGUUAUUUUUGGUGGCCUAUUCCUUAUUCGAAGCACCGAGUAACUUGGCAAUGAAGGCACUAUUUCCUCCAAUCUUGAUCACUGGGGUUGUUAUUUACCAGCAUCUCAUUAGAUGCUUAGGGUUUUUGGUCAUUUGUUUCGGUUCCCUUUGUGCAGGGAUUGGAAGUUCCAAGAAUGUCCCAACUAUCAUCCCUCUUCAGUUUCUCCUAGGAGCAGCUGAAGCCGGUGUCUACCCUGGAAUAAUCUUCUUUCUCAGCUUCUGGUAUGGCCACGAGAACGGGCCAUCCGAAUCGCCAUCUUUUUUCGUAGCGUCACUCUGGCAGGCGCCUUUGGGAUCUAGAGGCAAGGCGAUGGUUGUUCAUCAUCGAGGGCUUACCAUGUAUAAUUUUGGCUGUCGCCGUUUCCGAGUUACCCAGAGAAGGCAGAGUGGCUCACUGCUAAAGAAAAGUCUAUUCUGCAAGCCUCAUUUGGUCAGAAUAUCCCUCGAGGGUAAGGCAUUUUCACCAAUUUCGAUGCAAAGGCUGAGCUGGAAAUGCAGUGAUGACUCGCUUAAUUGGAAUGAUGCCAAAUGUACCUUGAAAGAAGCCCGUCGGUGGAUGCACUACUUCACUUAUCUUUGUGUUGGCAUUGGUGUCUCCUCUCUAUCGCUGUCUGCACUCACACUCGUUCAUGGGAUUGGCCAUACUGGGCUCGAUGCACACAGCUCUUUACCAUUCCUCCUUGUGCAUGUGCACAUGUGGACAAAUAUGGAUGUUGUGGCCUGUGUCCCAAGCCCAGGUCUUCAUCUUCGAUACGCUAUGCUUGUGCUCUGUAUAUGCUCUGUUUUUGGAGAAUUGCCCGCAAUAUAUGCAUGGGUUUCAGAUAAUGUUCACAGCGCCACUGCAGCAUCAUUAGCAAGUGGUCUCAAUAUUGCGUUCACCGGACCAGGUCAGAUCAUAGGCGUGUGGAUCUAUCAAGUUCAACAGCCCUCUCGUUAUCAGACUGUUCAUUCUGUGAAUGCUGCUAGUCAAUUUCUUGCAAUGGCGUUCGCAUUGGGUCUCUGGUGCUAUUAUCGGCGACGGAAUGCUAAACAUGCUCCGGGUGAGCAGAAGUGGAUUCCUUGA